GCUAAUGACCCACGCGUCUCUCCUAAUUUUUGAGGUUGCAUUCUCAGGAGUCUGUAUUUUACACUCUACUUCAAUCCUAAACCCUUGAGUCCAGAUAAAUAACAUAUAUAUAAGUCUAGCUCCUUGUAUACUUGUACUAUCUCUCUCUCUCUCUCUCUCUCUCUCUCUCGUAUUGUUGCGGCUUUUCCUAAGACUGCUCUUACAUCCAAACGAGAAACUGCUUUCUCCUUUCUCCUUUCUCUAAAAUCUUUUCCUUGAAACAAUUCUCUGUCUUAUAUAUCUCUGUUUUCCAUUGGUUUAUUUCUGUUGUGCAAAAAUCCAAAUGGCUUCCCCAGAAGCCAAGGCCUAGCAAUGGAUAUUUGGGUUCCAUAGUUGCAAAAUGCUUUCCACGUUAAGGGAUUUUUGGAGAAGGCACAGGAGGAAGGCUUUUGUUACAGUUGGAGUUUUAGGAAGUGGGUAUUUCUUGUAUAAACUGUAUGAUGCUCACAGGCACAAGCUUGCUGAGCUGGAGAGAGAACUCGCAGAUGAGCGGGAAGGCGAAAGAUUCAUUAAGGCCCAAAUGCAAGCCCAUUUUGAGAAUAUUCAAAGAAUAGCUGAUACGACAACGUUGCCUCAUGCAAUGCAUCAUUUAAGUAGUCGGAUAGCAGAAGAGUUGGACCUUUCUCAGCUUCUUGAGAGGCUCCAGAAUGCGAAGAAUCAACCAAACAGUUUGACGCAUUCAGAGAAAAUUGAACUGUGGGAUAGACUCAAAAUUAUAAGUUUUACAAGGAUGGUGUUGUCCCUUUGGGCAAUGACAAUGCUGAGCUUAUACAUUAGAGUUCAGGUCAACAUAUUGGGGAGACAUUUAUAUAUUGAUACUGCACGUGGUUUUGAAAGCUCCUAUUUCCCUGAGAAUGCUGAUAUGAUUGACCGAGAUGAUGAGCAAAAGUUUCUGGCUAGUGCUGAUUUUCUCUCGAACUAUGGUCUGCCUGCCUUGAUGUCAGAUAUGCAAGCAGCAGCAACAGAAAUUCUCAAGGGAAAGCAGUUGAAGGAUUUCUUCAACUCUACAGUACUUCAUGAAACUAUCAGGCAGAUACUUGACAGGUUCAUGAACAUUGGAAGCCCCCAUCACUGGGUAAGCUACAUCAUGCCUGAGGAUGCUAGAUUCGACAGACUAGCCACAGCUUCCAGCAGUGACAGCAAAAUUCUUUCUGAUGUUACUAAAUUUGAGGAACUUAUGGUGGAGACGGGGGCAGUAUUGACAAGUGCGGAAUUUGGGAGUGUAGUUGAUAUAUCAUUAAAGGCAGUGCUGGAUGCUCUAGUAGAGGAUGUGGGGGCUCAGUCUGGAGGCAGUCUAGCAUCAGGGAUGCCACUGGCCAAGCUUCUGUCACUAGUUACGCAAAUGGGUCCCUUGCUUCUCUACGAGCCUAGUAAAAACCGGUUCAUCCAAAUUAUUCAAAGCGAUCCGGAAAUUGAAAUCUUUUUCUCUCUUCUUUAUGCAAACAUGCCUCCCUCAUAGAUUAGUGAAUAGUUAGCGAGCAUAAAUUAUAGUUACGACGUUUUGAGUUUGUUACAAGGAAAUCAUCAUCACAUGAGGUUGUAUGAGUUGGUUUUGGUUUGCCAAACCUUGGCUGUGUUUGAUGAUGUUUAUGCUCCAUUCCACAGUUCAUGUUAAAUCAUGCAAAUGGCAUUUGACAAAUAGGAGACAUGGGGAAUUCAGAUAAGACGGACUAAAAGUUGAGUUACACAGAUCAUUAGACAAGUUCAAAUUUUUCAUGUCUUAUAUUGUCUUGAAUGAUAUGCAUAUGAAGCCGUUUGGUUGUGGUAUUUCUGUCUAUUCAAAACUGGUGGACGUGAACUGGCUCUUAUGUGAGAGAUGUCAAGAAAGCUGUGAAGAACCCCCAGAAACAGGAACUCUUAUGUGUAGUCCUUUGGGGGAAUAAUUUUCAAGGUAUUCUUUGUUGUAUAAACCCAGUCACAAAUAAAUUGUACUAGAAUUUAUGCUCUUUGUUAAAAAUAAAAACCUGGAGUAAAUUCAA
Molecule: messenger RNA, 2018 nt
Organism: Quercus robur (English oak)
Lineage: Eukaryota; Viridiplantae; Streptophyta; Magnoliopsida; Fagales; Fagaceae
Product: peroxisome biogenesis protein 3-1-like
Exons: 7
Coding region: 380-1498 (372 amino acids)
Biological process (GO): protein import into peroxisome membrane
Cellular component (GO): peroxisomal membrane
Molecular function (GO): protein-macromolecule adaptor activity
Source: RefSeq, a predicted model, not a curated record